AGAGGGAGAGAGAGCUGCAAACAAAUAAACCCGGGUUUCCAACACGAGUUAAACGUACCAAACCUCUCUCCCUUCCAUCUCCCGUCCUCUUCUCCUACGUCUUCCGAGCCGGCCCAGCACGGCCCCAAUUUCCUGGUUUCCUUGCUUCUCUAUUCCCUCAAAAUAACCACUGCAGUGCUUAGGCUCGUGCGGUAGUAACGAGAAGUUUUCUAAAUGACCGGAAGUGACCAAGGGAGUUUGACCAGGACUCUUAAAGACCUAUUCGCUGGGGCAGUUGGAGGGGUUGCGCAGGUUCUUAUAGACAUUGUUAAGGUUAGGUUGCAGACUUCUUCGCACUAUGUGGGUGCGCUGGAUGCUGCGGCAAAGAUUUAUAAGAAUGAAGGGACUUUGGCGUUUUAUAAGGGAACCUUGACUCCAUUGAUCGGGAUAGGGGCCUGUGUCAGCAUUCAGUUUGGAGCAUUCCACGACGCACGUCGCAGGAUUGCGGCAUACAACGCUCAGAGACAUCCCGAGAGAACCGACCUCACCUAUGGGCAAUACUACCUUGCCGGUGCCGCUGCUGGAGUGGCAAACAGUACAAUCUCCGGUCCGAUAGAGCACGUCCGUAUCCGCCUCCAAACCCAACCCCACGGUGCCGCCCGCCUCUACGAUGGCCCGGCAGACUGCGUCCGCAAGCUUCUCAAAACCGGCGGCGUAGCGAACGGCCUCUACCGUGGCGAAGUAGUCACCAUCCUUCGAGAAGCUCAGGCCUAUGGGGUCUGGUUCCUGACAUUCGAAUACCUCAUGAAGAUGGAAUCUCGCAACAAGCCCCGCUCCGACAUCCCGUCGUGGAAAAUUGCACUCUACGGAGGUCUUGCGGGAGAGGCGCUCUGGCUCGCCUCUUACCCCCUCGACGUCGUCAAAAGUAGGAUGCAGACGGACAGGAUUGGGAGUCAUCGUGCCUAUAAGAACAUGAGGGAUUGCUUUGCAAAGACCUAUGUAAAGGAGGGGUUCAUGGGGUUCUGGAAGGGUCUAGGACCGACGCUGUUGAGGGCCAUGCCGGUGUCUGCGGGGACGUUCUUUGUGGUUGAAACUGUCAUGAGAGCAAUUCACUAGGAUGGUUUCCCAUUUCGUUCCUAUGAUAUAUCUCAUGUUUGCCCCAUUUGCGGAUAGGUAGACAGUUUGUUUUGACAGUUUGUUUGUAGAGAACCUACGAUUGACACCAUGUGAUACAUCCUUGUCCUUUAGCUUCCCCCUCUUUCUUGUUGUUUCUUACGAUGCGAUGUCUGGCACUUUUUUCCUUCCUCUCUGUUUCCACCAAUUUCCCCAAGAACACUGUCUAUAGGAAGCCCGUUUUUUUGUUUCAACUCUAGGAUACAGUACGGAGCAGAAUUGUAUAUACAAAUAGAGGGAGUUUCGUAUUUACCUAACGGCCCGCAAAUGCAUCCGUUCCCGCGUCCGCUCCAUUAUCUUAUCUAAUUGUCAUAUUC
Tuber melanosporum (Perigord truffle) is the source of this 1469-nucleotide messenger RNA. RefSeq lists its product as uncharacterized. The transcript is spliced from 5 exons. The record is from RefSeq and is a predicted model, not a curated record. NCBI's taxonomy places the organism in Eukaryota, Fungi, Ascomycota, Pezizomycetes, Pezizales, Tuberaceae. Gene Ontology annotation, molecular function: L-ornithine transmembrane transporter activity. Gene Ontology annotation, biological process: mitochondrial L-ornithine transmembrane transport. The coding region runs from base 214 to 1095 and encodes 293 amino acids.